Arabidopsis arenosa is the source of this 1125-nucleotide messenger RNA. The record is from the annotation of a GenBank genome assembly. NCBI's taxonomy places the organism in Eukaryota, Viridiplantae, Streptophyta, Magnoliopsida, Brassicales, Brassicaceae.
AGAAGAGAAGAGGAAGAGAAUCAAUGGCGAGUUGCUUCAGCUACGUGUCUUCUCGUAACAAAUGUUACCAAUACAGCUUCUCUCGUGCUGGUCUCCGAUCAUCUACCUCCGAUCUUGGCGACGGCACCGUCGUCCACUGUUGGAUCCCACAGACUCACAUCGACGUCAAGCCCACGCUCCUCCUCCUUCACGGGAUCGGAGCUAACGCUAUGUGGCAGUGGGACCGGUUCAUCGACCGGUUUAUCCCCCGGUUCAACGUCUACGUACCGGACCUCAUCUUCUUUGGCGACUCGUACACCACUCGUCCCGACCGGUCAGAGUCUUUCCAGGCGAGUUGUGUCAUGAAGGCGAUGGAUGGUUACGGUGUUGGGACCAUGAACGUGGCUGGUCUCAGCUACGGCGGGUUCGUGGCCUACUCGUUGGCGGCGCAGUUUAAGGAGAGGGUAGAUCGAGUUGUGCUAAUAUGCGCUGGUGUUGCUCUGGAGGAGAAAGACUCGGAGGAUGGUAUGUUUAAAGUGAAGAGCCCGGAGGAAGCGGCGGCUGUUUUGUUUCCUCAGUCUCCUUCGAUGCUCCGGCGGCUUCUCCAGUUAUCUUUCUACAAACCGCCGAUUUGGAUCCCUUCUUGCUUUGCCAUGGACUACAUUCAUGUGAUGUGUAAAGAUUAUCUUCAAGAAAGGAAAGAACUUGUAGAAGCUCUGCAUAAGGGUAGAAGAUUCUCCAAUCUUCCAAAGAUAACACAGCCGGCAUUGAUGAUAUGGGGAGAGGAAGAUCAAGUUUUUCCGGUGGAAUUAGCUCAUAGAUUGAAAAGAUAUUUAGGGGAAAACAGAGCACAAUUGGUGUUACUAAAGAAGACAGGACAUGCGGUUAAUGAAGAGAAACCAAAAGAGAUGUACAAACACAUGAAAUCAUUUCUUUGCACUGACGCAAUGAUUCCUCAAAAUCAGAUCAAUGCUAAGAGACUCAUGUUAGCAAACUUGAUAUCCCCAGAUCAGCAGAUCAAUAAGUGAUGUUACUGCGGAAAAGUGUUAUUAAGUGAUGUUUAGCUUGUCCCUAAAUGUGAUUAGUAUCUUUAUUGUUAAAGACGACAUUCAUUGCUUCUAGUUGGAAUUAAGAAUACUUUUUUUA